Molecule: messenger RNA, 1618 nt
Organism: Monodelphis domestica (gray short-tailed opossum)
Lineage: Eukaryota; Metazoa; Chordata; Mammalia; Didelphimorphia; Didelphidae
Product: procathepsin L-like
Biological process (GO): proteolysis
Molecular function (GO): cysteine-type peptidase activity
Source: RefSeq, a predicted model, not a curated record
GCGCCACAGAGUCAGCAACCCACCGUAGGCCCCGCCCCUUCAUCCCGACUGAGCCAAUGGCCACGCUGGGAGGUUGGACCCGGCAGGCUCAGCCCAGGACCUUGGCAUAAAGGAGUAGCAGCAGGAUCCCGGGUCCAGUAUUCUGCCAUCGGGACCCUUAAGUUUCCUGAGAGGUCCCGCUUUUCCCAGGUUGCUGCUGAGACCCUCAGAUUGGAAACAUGAAUUUCUACCUGUGUUUGGCUUCUCUAUGCUUGGGAUUAGUAGCUGCCACUCCAGAAUUUGACCAGACUUUAGAUUCUCAGUGGCACCAAUGGAAGGCACAACAUAGGAGGACCUAUGCAGCGAAUGAAGAUGGUUGGAGGAGAGCAACAUGGGAGAAAAAUUUGAAAAUGAUUGAAAUGCACAAUCUGGAAUACAGUGCUGGCAAACAUAGUUUCCAGCUGGGAAUGAACAAGUUUGGCGACAUGACCACUGAAGAAUUUAAACAAGUGAUGAAUGGCUAUAACUCCAAUGGAUCACAGAAGAGGACCAAAGGAUCUCUGUAUCGUGAACCUCUCCUUGCACAGCUCCCUAAAUCUGUAGAUUGGAGAGAGAAAGGCUAUGUAACUCCUGUUAAGAAUCAGGGUCAGUGUGGUUCCUGUUGGGCAUUUAGCGCCACUGGCUCCCUUGAAGGUCAGUGGUUCCAUAAAACAAAGAAACUGGUUUCACUUAGUGAACAGAACUUGGUUGACUGCUCUACUAGUGAAGGCAACAAUGGCUGUAGUGGUGGUUUGAUGGACAACGCCUUCGAAUAUGUGAAGAACAAUGGCGGCAUUGAUACAGAGCAAGCCUAUCCUUAUCUUGGACAGGAUAACGAGUGCAAAUACCGGGCAGAGUGCUCUGGUGCUAACGUCACUGGGUUUGUAGACAUUCCAAGUAUGAAUGAAAGAGCACUCAUGAAGGCUGUAGCAAACGUGGGUCCCAUCUCAGUUGCUAUUGAUGCGGGAAAUCCAUCCUUCCAGUUCUAUGAGUCUGGUGUUUAUUAUGAACCGCAGUGCAGCAGUUCCCAACUGGAUCAUGGUGUGCUGGUUGUGGGCUAUGGUUCAAUAGGAAAAGAUGAAUACUGGAUUGUCAAGAACAGCUGGGGUGAAGAAUGGGGCAAAAAAGGAUACGUGUUAAUGGCCAAGUUCAGGAAUAACCACUGUGGAAUAGCAACAGCAGCCAGCUACCCUCAAGUGUGAUUUGAUUGAAGGAGAACCUCUUCGGAAAGACCUAUAUCAUUCGGAAUAAACACUUGAAUGUAGCCCAGGAUCCAAGUUAUAAUUUGAGUUCCCUGUGACAUUUUUACAUUUGUGAAAUGUAAACACUACUUUGUUAUAAAUAGCUUGUAAUAUUGCUUAAUUCAAAGAUUUAUAAAUUUUCAUUUUAAAAUUAUAUGUAUGAAGCUUCACCUUUCUAAAUAAACCUCAAUUCAUUGUAUAUGCACUUUGGAGGGGCUGAUUGAGAAGAGAAUUGGGUUUCUAGUUUUUUUGCCCUAGAAUGGGGAAUCGAUCAGUGGCUACAAAUAGUUUCUGGGAUUGAAUCCAAUAUUUUGUACUCUACCUCAUUACACCAUUAAAAGGCAGAUCAAUGACUCCAA